Molecule: messenger RNA, 5690 nt
Organism: Vitis vinifera (wine grape)
Lineage: Eukaryota; Viridiplantae; Streptophyta; Magnoliopsida; Vitales; Vitaceae
Exons: 4
Coding region: 1986-5300 (1104 amino acids)
Source: RefSeq, a predicted model, not a curated record
CCCUCUCUCUCAUCUUUCCGUUUGGUUCUCAGGAAAAUGAGGGGAUGAAAGACAGGCAAAUGCUUCACAAUGAAGCACGUUCUUCAAGCAUUUUCCUGGUCUCCUUUCUUUUCUUUUCCCGCGCUUGUUUCCUGGAAACCAAACGGGCUGUGUUUUGAUUUUAUUCAUUGCGAUUGUUUGCGUAUUUUUCGUGGUGCGUUUUCUUUAAUUUUCGUGUGCUUGAUGGAAAGUUAAUCGUGUUGCAUUAUUGAUUUCCGUUAGGUUUCGGCUUGUUUAGGUUUCUUUAUUAUGGUAUUCGAUUAGUUUUUUGGGAGCGGAUGAGUUAUGGAUUAGGCAUUUAGAUUUUUUUUUUUUUUUUGUUCGAAGGAUUUCAAGAGUUUCUUGUAAAUUUUAUCUGUUUGGUUUAUGUGGUCUGGGUGAGUAUUUCUGAUUUUUUUUUCUUUGGUAUGCUUAGGUGAUGAUCUAGGGUUUUUCUGAAACUAGGCUAGAAUUAAUUGAGAAGGAAAGUUCCCGUGAGCAUGAGUUUUAGGCUCUGAUUGUUUGCUGAGAAAAUUGAGGAAAAGAAAUUUGAAGUUGUUUAAGGUUAUGUUUGGUUGUUAGAAAUUAGUAAAGAAGGAAAUAAAAAACAAUGCUAAAGAAAAUAAUUUUCUAAUAUAUAAAAAAAAAGUUAUAAACUUAUUAAUUUUAAAUUAUUUAUUUAUUUAUUAUUAUUAUUAUUAUUUUCUUGCUAUUCUCUUUCUCGCACAUUUCCCCCCACCCAAAAAAAGGCAUAAAAUAAGUUUCUGCUGUUAUUUUCCUAAGAAAACUGAAACAUCAAUCUUGGCAACAUAAUUGCACAAGACUUGGUAUGGAGAACAUUUUUCCGUUUUCCAAUCUUGCAUCUUAGGGAUGUUUGGAAAUCAUGAUUAGAUGGAUGUAAGCAAGGCCCUCAAAAACCUUUGUCACGUACUUAAUGUGCCCUUGAAGAGUUGGUAAACGUGUGAUCACAAGUUCAUUGUCCCAGUCCUAAAUUGACAAUCAAUUCCGGUUGUAUAAGUUUUCAGUUGGUUUCCUUUGGAGUACUUUUGGGAGUAAUUCCAGUUAAAGCGAUUUGGCUUGUAGCGCUUUGAUUACAGCGUUUCCAUUAAAAAGGCUUUUAAGAAGAACCACUUACUGUUUGGAUUGAAACCAAAAAAAAUGCUUUUAUGUGUUUUUGGUUAAGUGUCAUAUCACAAAAUAAAAAAAAAUAAAAAAAUGAUUUUUCAAAAGAAUAACCACCCAAGUGAUUGCGUAGGAAUUAUUUUUAGAGGCCAUUUGAUAGUGAUUUUAGGAAACGUUUUUAGAGUGCGUUUGGUUGUGAUUUUAGGAAGUGUUUCUAGUAUUUCUAAAACUUGAAAAUUUUUAUCUUUCAUAUAUUAAAGAUGUUAGAAACACUUCGUAGAAUCAUUAUCAAACACACUCAAAUAUUUUUAAUACUUGAAAAAUUUAUCAUUCUAAGUGUUAAAAAUACUUAAAUGCUUUCUAGAAUCACUCUUAAACACACUUUUAGAUGAUUCUCUAAAUUUGUACAAGUAAUUUACAAUAACUUGCCAAACACCUUCAUUUCUAUAAGGUGUGCACUUUCAAACACUAACAAGCUCCUAUAAACCCUAAAAAGUGCUUCUAACCCCUCUCAAAAUCAUUCCCAAAAGAUAUCUUUAAACUUCAGGAGUCGUACGUACUGGAAAUCCUUGUGAACUUCCUCGCCUGUGAUUACCUCCCAAUUUUUUUGGGAAAAUCGUGUAUAUGACGUUACAAUUGCAUUGGAACUGUGGGCUAAUACAAAGGAGUUUCGUCUCCUUCGACCUAAAUGUACAUUAGUUGUACAGUUUUUAGUCAUGUUUAGGGUUGUUUUCCCCUCUUUUUUUCCAUUCAUUUUAUCAGUUACAUUUUCACUGCAGGACAUCUAUCCUGAUAUUUGUUAUUGAUGCGUGGUGGAAAACAUUGCAUAGAUAAAUGUCCUAGAGAUGGCACUCCCAGGGGCAUUAAUUCAGCAUAUUGAGCAAAAACAAAUUCUGGGGAACAAUGUUUGUGGAUCUUCAUAUUCUUUGAACUGUUCUGUCCUAAGUGAUGCACACACAUCAGAAGUUUUAGAAGAGCCAAAGCCUAUACCUAAGCCUGAUGUCAACGGUAAAGAGAAGCUAUACUGUACUGGAUCCCUUGAUCUGGCUUAUGGUGAUUUAAAUGAUCCUUCAAGGUCUUUUGGUCCCUAUCCCUCUGCUCCAAGCAUUAUGGUGGGGCCGAUUGCUGAUUCACCCAAAAAAGAGGAGCCUGUUAAAAGGGUCUCCAAGAAGAAGAACAAAAAGAAGGGGAAGCCAGCUAAAAAGUCCUUGGAAUUAAUUGUUUCUCAGACAAGACCAAGCAAACAUGGUCAAGAUGAUGCAAUUGCAUCUUAUCAGUCAUCCAUGGAAAAUGUGGGUAGUCCUGCUUUUGGCAAAUGCUUGAAGAGUCAUCCCCCUUCUGCAGUUGAAACUUCCUUGUGUGCAUCUGAAAAUACGGUUGACCCUACUAAGGAUUCUUGUGUUUACAACACCAAGAAAGACUCGGACUGUUUCUGCAGUAGGAUCUCUGAUUCUUCUACUGGUCAUUUACUGUCUGAUGGUUGGAAUUGUGAUGACUAUGAAACCAAUGCUUGCUGCAAGGAUUUGAAUUUGAGAAUGCAACAAACUGGAGAUCUAAGCACAAAUGGUGCUAUCGAACAUCUUCAAGAGAGUGGUUCUUUCAGACAUGCGUCUGAAUACAAGUCCGAAGCCAAUGAUAUGGCUUGUAAGGUUGAUGCCAAAACUGACAACCAGCGCUGUAAUAUUGGAAUCACACCAAUUCUUGAGCCUAAAUUGAAUACUUUGACAUCUCAAAAUGAUGCAGUAACCAAUUCUAGUCAUCAUCCAAGUAUCCAGAAUGGUAAGGUAAACAGUGACUUGAUCUGGCAGAAAAGUCAGAAGGAUUUCAAGGAAGGUGGAACCAAUGGGGCAAAAAGAUCAAAUCCUAAUCAUGUAGCGCCAGAUGUUCACUUCCUUGAGAAAAAUUUUUGGGCUGAACAGAAUUCAUUUUCUAGCGAAGGAUUGUUGCCAACCUGCUUUAUUUCCUCUUCUGCAAACAGUAGUAGUGCUCAUGGAAUUAAAGAGAUUGGAAAUAAAGAUCAAGCAAUAUGUAAGAGAAUCCAUGGGAAUGCACUGGUUAAUCCCCAGUGGGCUGCUCAUCGAAGGUUGAAUGAUAGCCCCUACCAAUAUCUCUCACACUCAAGUCAAGUGGGUUCUGGGGAAACUGAUUGUGGAAAAUUAAAAGAAAACCAGAACUAUUCAUUUAUGCAGGACAAUAGCAGCAACAGCAAGAAGGGAGUAAGAGGUUGCAAAUCAAACUUCUUUAAGCAUCGGAGUAAGUAUGCCUUUUCUCAUAAGGAAUCAAUACAUGUUCCAUUUGAACUGCAGCAUUACAAGAACACCAAUGCUGCGCCAGGAGUUAUUUACAAUAGUCACAAUGUUGUGACUGGUGGCUCUUACUGUUUACGUUCAUGUCCUUCUUCUGCCCAUGUACCCCAAAAAGUGCCAAACUUGAGAAAAUUUUCUGUACCAGGUCAAGGUGUAUCAAAUGAGAUCCAACCAGACACCUGGGCAAAGACUCCAAAGAUGGAAAAUGCCUCAUGUAGGCCUCCACAUGCUUCUGUAGACAGUGAAAAAGGAAAUCCUGCAUCCUCAGAGUUGAAGCUUUCUUGUGAAGAUAAAUUUAGGCAAGAUGUUCCCACUCAGAUGGUUUUAAAGAAGUGGAUUCCUGUUGGUAGAAAAGAGUCAUCAAUGCUGGAGAGCACUGGUCUUGUCGAUGUUAAUGGUCAUAGUGAUACUCCACCAUUUUCAUGCUCAAAGGAGAAUGAUGGCCAUCUGGAAGGACAUAAGGUUCCAGUGUCUGAACCUGCUACUUUAAGUGACCCUGGAAAGACAAGCUUAAUAUGCAAUCCCAGCAUGACUUCAGUUGAAAGUGAAGCCACACGACUUGAAGAUAUGAAUACGGCAGUCGAAGGUCAAAAAGUUGAAACUGCUGAAGAUAAUGCUGCAUGUAGUAAUAAACUACAGGAUUCUACUCGGUUCUCAAUUGGCUCACAAAUGGCAGUUCAAGCUCUAGAUGCUGCCUACAGACUGCAAUUAGAGUCUGAGAGUGUUCAGCUUGCUACAGGCUGCCCGCUUGCAGAAUUUGAAAAACUCCUCCAGUCUGCCACUCCGGUUAUUUCUUCUUCAUUUGUAUAUGAGAAAUGUGAUGAUUGCUCAGCUAGUCAGCCCUCCCAUGGUUCCCUCUGCAAACAUCAGAUACCUGAUGUGUCACUUAAUGCUGUUUGGAACUGGUAUGAAAAGCCAGGAAAUUAUGGAUUGGAUGUUAAGGCUGAAGAUUCCCGAAAUCUGAAAGGGCUGCUUACUGAUUCAUCAUCAUUUCAUGCCCAUUUUGUUCCUUUCCUUUCAGCCGUUCAGUUGUUUUGUCACCCACAAGUCUCCAACAGUCAAAGUACAGAACGCAUGGAGGCUGAAAUUCAGGACAUAAGAGAAGUCGAAUCUCAUUCUCCUUCUGAAACCAAGAUUUCUGCACCUUCUCUAGAAGCAAAAGAUAUGAAGCAUAUUCAGGAGGAAAUAAAAUUACUGCUGAAAUUUGACUCAGCUCAGGAGCUUGUCCAUUCAUUCGAGGUUUCCCCAUAUGAUGGAAAUGAGUCUUUGAGUAUAAUUGCUUUACCUGCAUUUUCAAGUAAUAAUGAGCUUUUAUUUGAGUUUUUUGAAUCUGAGCAGCCACAGCUACGAAAGCCACUGCAUAACAAGAUUAUGGAGCUCAUCAACAAUGGAAAUUCCAAUCAUCAAGCAUUUGGUGACCCAUCAAAGCUGGCAUGCAUGAAGCUACAUGAGCUACAUCCUGCAUCUUGGUUUUCAGUUGCUUGGUAUCCUAUAUAUCGAAUUCCAGAAGGCAAUUUCCGUGCAUCAUUCUUGACUUACCAUUCACUUGGAUAUUUAGUUCAAAGAUGCAAUUCAACUGAUUCUCUCAAUGAGAAUAUGUUGUGUAUCGUCUUUCCUGUGCUGGGACUGCAAAGCUACAAUGCACAGGGUGAAUGCUGGUUUGAUCUGAAGAUACCUGUGGAUGCUUCAUCAAAAGAUAGUAAACUUGUCAACAGUUCAGAAACCCUCAAAGAGAGGCUCAGAACACUUCAGGAAAAUGCAUGGCUAUUUGCUAGAGGGUGUGUUUCCAAAAACAACGUCAAGGUAGUCAACCGGCAGCCAGACUAUGAGUUCUUCAUUUCCCGGAAAUGCUGAGAUGGUGCCCUUCUGUAUUAUACUCUAGAACACAACCAUUUCUCUCCUAGUUUGUACAGAAUUACUUGCAGCUUCAUCCGUCUUCCCAUGUAAAGAUUUCUAAAGAAGAUGACAACUAGAAUGGAGGGCGGGCACAAACACUAAAGCAGUAGCCACCGUAUUUCAGGUCUUUGUAGAUAAUGGGAACAGAAAGUAGUUAGCAGAAACCUACAGGAAAGGGUUAGUUUCAGUUUUGAAAGCCUGAUAUCCACAUCUCACAGUCAACCUAGGUAAAGAUUGUUGAUAUCCCAUGUAAAGAAGAAUGCUUCAUACAUAGUUUCAAGUAGAAGUUAAACACAUUGUAAAUGGUUUUCCCCCUAGCUGAGCAAUACAUGCUAUAUCUCAAGUCUC